UGGCGCGCGCCAGACAUGAGCAGUGGCAAGUGACACAGUGAGUGACUCGCAACAUGGUGGUGCUGGAAGGAGGCGGCGCUCUGUUGGAGCCCGCGCUGGCCCUCGACGGCGCCGCGGCGGCCUGCCUCGAGCGAGCCUACGCUCAGUCCGACGUGUCCCUCAAGCUGCUGCCCAAGAGGUACAUCAACCUGCACCAGUGGCUGUCGCCGGUCACCACCUCGGUCGCCGCCGCCGGGAAAGAUCUCAAAUUACAAAUUCAAUUAUUCCGGUCCCAACAAGCGGCGGCGGCGGGCGGGCAGGCGGCGGCUCAGCUCCAGCUGCUGCAACAACAGCAACAGCAACAAUUCCAACUGCAGCAACAAUUGGCGGCACAGCAAGCGUUCACGCAGGCGCCGUACGUGAUCAACCCCGGGCAGGAGGGCGCGCCGUACGUGGGCACGCUGAUCGCGGGCGUGCCCCCGUACUACGGCGUGGCGGCGCCGUGGGGCGUGUACCCCGGGCUGGUGACGCAGCAGCAGGCGCAGCAGCCGCGGCGGCCGCUCACGCCGCAGCCGGCCGAGCCGCCGGUGAACGGGCAGGGCCAGUACGUGAUCCCGUACUACGACCCCGGCUCGCUGGUGAUGGGCGCGCGCAACGGCACGCCGCUGCGGCUCGUGUCGCCGGGCGGCGUGCUGGCGCCGCGCACCUACCCCGCGCCCGCGCAGCCCGCGCAGCACCAGCACCAGGCAGUAUCGGUAGCGAUGCUGUGGAGCCGGAGGAAAUACUUGCAGGACGUUUUGCGAGUUUGUAUGAUGCCGGAUGGAAUUUGUAGCAUCAAUCGGUCGAGUGACGUAGAUAUCAGCAGUGUCGCGGCCAGACGGGCUGCGGCACUGGCGCCCCGGCACAGUGAGCAGCGCGGAGUCGCCGUUGUUGCAGGCGGCGCGCGGCGCGACUCGCUGGAGCUGGGCGGCGCCGCGCACGACUACGCGCGCAAGUGGGGGCCGUCGCCGCUGUCGCCGCCGCUGGCCGCCGCGCUGGGGCCCGUGGGGCUGCGGCCCGUGUCGGCCGCGCCCGGCGCCGAGACGGCCAAGUACAGAGCCGUCAGCAGCCUGGCGCAAGGGCUGACGUCCAACGGCGGCAUGUUCGGCUCGUCGUCGUCGCUGCUGAGCAAACUGGGCGCGGUCACCGGCAUCACAGACGUGUCAGAGCUGGUGAGCGGCGCCGUGGGCGUGAGCGCGCUGGUGGGUGAGAAGCCGGCCGCGGGGCGCUCGCGGCUGUUGGAGGACUUCCGCAACAACCGCAUCCCCAACCUGCAGCUGCGGGAGCUGGCCAACCACAUCGUGGAGUUCUCACAGGACCAGCACGGCUCUAGGUUUAUACAGCAGAAGUUGGAGAGAGCGACGGUCCAGGAGAAACAAAUGGUGUUCAAUGAGAUAAUAGGGGCCGCCUACAGUCUGAUGACCGACGUGUUUGGAAACUAUGUGAUACAGAAAUUCUUUGAAUUUGGAACGCAAGAACAGAAGACGACGUUAGCACAGAAGGUGCGCGGGCACGUGCUGGCGCUGGCGCUGCAGAUGUACGGGUGCCGCGUGAUCCAGAAGGCGCUGGAGUCCAUCCCGCCCGAGCAGCAGCAGGAGGUGGUGCGCGAGCUGGACGGACACGUGCUCAAGUGUGUCAAGGACCAGAACGGGAACCAUGUGGUACAAAAGUGCAUAGAGUGUGUGGAGCCCAACGCGCUGCAGUUCAUCAUCAACGCGUUCGCGGGCCAAGUGUACGCGCUGUCGACGCACCCGUACGGCUGCCGCGUGAUCCAGCGCAUCCUGGAGCACUGCACGGCCGAGCAGACGGCGCCCGUGCUGGGCGAGCUGCACGCGCACACGGAGCAGCUCAUCCAGGACCAGUACGGCAACUACGUGGUGCAGCACGUGCUGGAGCACGGCGCGCCCGAGCACCGCGCGCGCCUCGUGGCCGGCGUGCGCGGCAAGGUGCUGCAGCUGUCGCAGCACAAGUUCGCGUCCAACGUGGUGGAGAAGUGCGUGUCGCACGCCACGCGCACGGAGCGCGCGCUGCUCAUCGACGAGCUGUGCGGCUUCAACGACAAUGCUCUCCAUGUAAUGAUGAAGGACCAGUACGCGAACUACGUGGUCCAGAAGAUGAUCGACGUGGCGGAGCCCACACAGCGCAAGGUGCUGAUGCACAAGAUCCGGCCGCACAUCGGGUCGCUGCGCAAGUACACGUACGGCAAGCACAUCAUCGCCAAGCUCGAGAAGUUCUUCAUGAAGGCGCCCGAGCUGGGCCCCAUCGGGCCGCCGCCCAGCGCCGCGCUCUAGUGACGCACAGCCCUAGUAUUAGACGGGCCCGGGGGCGAUGCGACGGCGCGGAAUUCCCGCCUAUUAUAAAUUUGUGAAUAUUUGGAUUGUACAUUUGUAACUAUUAGGUCGCCGCCUGUACAUAUAGCGGCAGACUGAUGUACAGAAGACACGAUUACUCUUACUGUUUACUGUAACCAUAGUUGUACAGCGUCGACGCCGUCGCCUCACCGCGCCGCACCCAGCUUAGAGAAUAAGUGUUCUAGUAUUAUUUGUUGUUGGUACGAAUCUAUGUAUAAAUAUUUGAACGUCUCUCAUUUUCGUGUAAUUUAUGAUCGGAGAGUGACCUCCGCCACCGUAGCGCGUCACCGUAGCGUACGUCGUGUUGUGUGGGCGAGUCGCUCGGGCCGGACGGUCGCCACUGGACGCUCGUUUGUUUUAUCGUAUUAACUCGGAGUCGAGCUCUCGUUUGUGUUUGUUGAACGUAACUGCCGGCCACAGUCGUACAUAGGUUUAUCGAAUAGUUGAGCGCCGGCGUGUAUAGUUUGUCGAUUAUGUUUUAUGAAAUGAUAUUUUUGUAUAUUUUUAUGUAAGAUGUAGUUAAGUUGUUUGUGGCGAGCGUGAUGCGUGCUGAUCGUGCCGUGCGUGCAGCGUCGACGCGGCCGAGCGGCCACUCAUUCCCUCUGUAAUUAAUUUAUAUAGGAAGCGUAGUUUCCUAUGGCACCUCACAUUUUUUACGUCUAGAUGUAAUGUAAUUGAAUUGAAAAUAAAAUGAAUGUAUAUGGCUGUACAAAAAGUAAACAAAAUGAUUUGUAAAAGUUGUAUGAUGGAGCAGGAGCGAGCGGGCGCCGCGGCCGUGCCCCAGGGCACGCAUGGUGCGCCUCGCCUCUAGGUUGUACUAGAUAACAUUUAUAUGAUGAUCCAUCUAUUUAGACAUUAAUUAAAUAAAGCAUUUCUGUAAUAAUAUUACAAAGUAAAA
Messenger RNA from Leptidea sinapis, 3267 nucleotides. It is a transcript of the gene pum, whose product is annotated as maternal protein pumilio. Bases 54 to 2309 code for a protein of 751 amino acids. The transcript is spliced from 9 exons. Gene Ontology annotation, biological process: post-transcriptional regulation of gene expression. Gene Ontology annotation, molecular function: mRNA 3'-UTR binding. Gene Ontology annotation, cellular component: cytoplasm; nucleus. NCBI's taxonomy places the organism in Eukaryota, Metazoa, Arthropoda, Insecta, Lepidoptera, Pieridae. The record is from RefSeq and is a predicted model, not a curated record.